Molecule: messenger RNA, 1059 nt
Organism: Batrachochytrium dendrobatidis JAM81
Lineage: Eukaryota; Fungi; Chytridiomycota; Chytridiomycetes; Rhizophydiales
Exons: 5
Coding region: 1-1059 (352 amino acids)
Biological process (GO): regulation of transcription by RNA polymerase II; regulation of cyclin-dependent protein serine/threonine kinase activity
Cellular component (GO): transcription factor TFIIK complex; nucleus
Molecular function (GO): cyclin-dependent protein serine/threonine kinase regulator activity
Source: RefSeq, a predicted model, not a curated record
AUGAAUAACCAAACUUCAGCACAACAUCUAUAUGAACAGACUUCACAGUAUAAACAUUGGCAGUUUACUGCAGAAAAACUAAUGGAAAAAAGACUGCAGGUCAACACUGAUGGGGUUGCUCGAACUCUAGAAGCAUUAAGACUUGAAAACGAGUUGAAACAGUCAGAAAGUACCGAUUCUUCCGCAAGUCCUGGUUCCGAAUGUGUUACAUGGAAAGAACAGCUGGACUAUUGCAGAUUUUACGAAGGCAAGAUCAUCGAUUACUGUAAAUUCUUUGGAUUUGACAAGACUGCUACAGCGAUUGUUUUUUUUAAAAGAUUCUAUCUCAACAAUACCGUCAUGGACUAUGAUCCCAAAAUUAUCUUGAUGACAUGUCUUUUUUUGAGCACAAAAGUAGAAAACUCGUUGAUGCCGCUCGAUGAGUUUCUCAGCAAAGUACCCAAGUCGCCAGAUGCAAGCGUCAUGAUUCAUUUGGAAUUUGUGCUUUCCAAAGGAAUUCAAUUUGAAUACUCUGUACAUCAUCCAUACUGGCCAUUGCAUGGAUUUUUCCUUGAUAUCCAGACGUUUAUACAAUCUUCACAACCCCGAGGGAAACAUCCAGACUUGAUAAAACGACUGUAUGCCGUCUAUAAUCAAGCAACAGAUUUGAUUACAUCGUCCUUGAUAUCAGAUGCUUUGUUCAUGUAUAUGCCUUCACAGAUUGCUCUUGCUGCAAUCCAGGAGAUGGCAAGUCAUGUACCUACUAUUGCACCCAUCAUCAGUGCAUUUAUUACAGAUCGAUUUCAAAACGAAACACCCGAACGAGUACAAGGAUUGAUUCAACUUUUACAGGCAAUUCGUGUAGAUUUGUGCAAUGCCAAGGAGCUUACAGUAAACAAGGCUACAGCAGCUGUAGUAGCCAGCAAACUCAGAUUGUAUUCCAAUCCUGAAUUUGAUCCUACAAGUAAACUAUUUGCUUUGCGCAAACAAGAAGAGGAGCAGCAGAAUGAAGCCAAGAGAUUAAAAAAAGCCGACAAGGCUCGACACAAUCGUGACCAGCUUGCAACGAUUGUCAACUAG